Molecule: messenger RNA, 1863 nt
Organism: Amoebophrya sp. A120
Lineage: Eukaryota; Dinophyceae; Syndiniales; Amoebophryaceae
Source: the annotation of a GenBank genome assembly
CUUUUAACUCACUCGCCUCAAAAUGAGCGCUCGGCACACACGUUUUUCUGUUGUUGAUUUGGUUUUACUUUUUUGCUCGGCGCGUCGGUUUUUUGUUGUGUUUUGGUUUUUUACUCAUGAACUUCAGGGUUUUUUACUGCAUCUACAGCACGACACCAGACACCAGAGCGCAACGACAAAGUAAGUCGUGACGUCGACGGCGGAGCACGGUGCUGUGCAGUUAGUAGACAGCUACAGGCCACAUGUACUUACCUACUAUCAACCUAACUACAAUUUUGUCCUUGGUUCUUCACUAGCCUUCGUCUCGGUGCAUCGAAUUCAGUUCUCGCUUUACGCUCUUUCUUUGACCUGCAACUGCUGGUGACGGAUUGUCCGAAACAAGAACCACGUACCUCGUUGCUCUGAAGACUGCAAUUGCUAUUUUUCUUCUUUCCGCGCCUAGAAUUUCUUUGCUGUUUUUGCUGACAGUGACAGGGAGUUGAUAAGAAAAGAGAAAUGAUGAUGAUGUUGUCGGAUGGGAUUCCUCGUCCUGUGGCUGAUUCGAACGCAAUGUUAUUGACAACCACUGCAACACCAACACGAACACCUAGGGAGGCCGAGUUUCGCGCAGCCAUGCAGAAUUUGACCCGUCCUGGAAGGACUGGUAAAGGAUGCGACGCAAAGGAGCAGCCGGUAUGGUGCAAUGCUUAUUUUUUGCACGCAUCCGAAACACAUGCUUCCCGUAGUUCCAUCGUGAUCUAGUCCCAAUCCCAAAUAGUCACAGAAUCAUCUGUACUGACGGAUAAAUAAUUCCGUGAUGAAAAAUGAUAUUGUAGUUGAUGGUACUGUACUCAGGUUCCAAGUAGAACUACUGCGUCGUCGUCUGUCGCACGCGUGGGUAUGCAGGACGAUCCACCAAGAAUCGACUUCGCGUCUAUGCGGUGCGCUGCACGUCGAGUGAGCGGUGGAGCUGCCGACAAAUUCAGUCCUGGUUCAUCUGAAACCGACGUGAAAAAUGCAAAGCUGUCGCACCGCCACCGCUCGUCGAAGACGGAGGUUGAGAACUUGGUCCACCUUUUGCAGCAAAACGCGUACGGGCGGUUCACGAAUAUUCGCUCGUCGUUUCGACUGAUGAUGAAAAACUCGAAUUCGUCCGAGACCCCUACUACAACUCUGCGCGACGCACGCGACAAAAUCCGGAACUUCUUGCACCACUUCAAUUUGUCCGCAAACGAGGCGGACCUGCUGUUUGACUCCUUGCUGUUCCUGGACGGUGAAGACGAUCAUGGGUACAACUACCGCCACGGCGUGGCAGACAAGAAUGAGAAAAUCAAAAUACCUGGGCCGACAUCAAGAACUGAAGAUCAUGUUGACGACCACCAUGGCGACGGAACGCUCCAGAUCAUGCUAAACGAUCAGGAGAUGAAUUAUACGAAGACCGAUGCUCCUGAUGUGUCUUACGACAAGAUUAUGCACCGUUUAGCUUCUUUACUGCUUCCCGAUGGCGAAGCGGCUUACUUUAGUUCGGCACAGAAAACUACGCCAAACCUGGUUUACGGACCCGGCUCUUUGCGCAAACUCGGAUGAGCACUGUUGUAAAUUUUUCGAAGACGCGACAUAAUUUGUGAAUGAUUGAUACAUUGAUCAGUAGUAAAAGUAAGUAUUAAAGGAAGCGUAUCGUCAUUGUUGUUUUGUCUUCUUUGUUUCUGCAUCUUCUACAGGAAAGCCAACAUCUUAGGCACGACGCACACACAUCACACACACGAUUACUAGAUGGUAUUACUAAGAAAAACAUCAAAACAGAGCUUUUCCAUGCAUAAAUGAAACGCACUAAGCCGAGACGCAGGCGAGACGAGUGCAUUGAAGUCUGUGAAGUAUGAGCAC